Molecule: messenger RNA, 2250 nt
Organism: Anthostomella pinea
Lineage: Eukaryota; Fungi; Ascomycota; Sordariomycetes; Xylariales; Xylariaceae
Source: the annotation of a GenBank genome assembly
AUGGCAGACGCGGAGAGCAAGUGCCCGGUCAAAAGCAACAUCGCCGGUGGCGGCACCAGGAACCGCGACUGGUGGCCCGAGCAGCUGCGGCUCAACAUCCUGCGCCAGCACACGGCCGUCACCAACCCGCUGGACGCCGACUUCGACUAUGCCGCCGCCUUCAAGAGCCUCGACUACGACGGCCUCAAGAAGGACCUGACCGCGCUGAUGACCGACUCGCAGGACUGGUGGCCCGCCGACUUCGGCCACUACGGCGGGCUCUUCAUCCGCAUGGCCUGGCACAGCGCCGGCACCUACCGCGUCUUCGACGGCCGCGGCGGCGGCGGCCAGGGCCAGCAACGCUUCGCCCCGCUCAACAGCUGGCCCGACAACGUGAGCCUCGACAAGGCCCGCCGCCUGCUGUGGCCCAUCAAGCAGAAGUACGGCAACAAGAUCUCGUGGGCCGACCUGCUGCUUCUCACGGGCAACGUCGCGCUCGAGUCCAUGGGCCUCAAGACCUUCGGCUUCGCCGGGGGCCGCGCGGACACGUGGGAGGCCGAGGAGUCGGUCUACUGGGGUGGUGAGAUGACGUGGCUGGGCAACGACGUCCGCUACGCGACCGGAUCCGAAGGUGUGGCCGAGCCCGGCGUGCUGGUGUCGGACGAGGACCCCAAGGACAAGAUGCACUCGCGCGAACUGGAGAAGCCGCUGGCAGCCGCCCACAUGGGCCUGAUCUAUGUGAAUCCCGAGGGACCCGACGGCAACCCCGACCCCUUGGCCGCCGCCGAGGACAUCCGCGUCACCUUUGGACGCAUGGCAAUGGACGACGAGGAGACGGUCGCCCUGAUUGCCGGCGGCCACACGUUCGGAAAGACGCACGGCGCGGCUCCGUCUGACAACGUGGGCAAGGAGCCCGAGGCGGCCGACGUGGAGCAGCAGGGCCUGGGCUGGAGCAACAAGCACCGCUCUGGGAAAGGGCCUGACACCAUCACCAGUGGCCUCGAAGUCACCUGGACCAACACGCCAACCAAGUGGAGCAACACCUUCUUCGAGUACCUUUUCAAAUUCGAGUGGGAGCUGACCAAGAGUCCCGGCGGCGCACACCAAUGGGUCGCCAAAGACACCGAGCCCACCGUGCCCGACGCCUACGACGCCGACAAGAAGCACCUGCCGACCAUGCUCACGACCGAUCUGGCACUGCGCUUCGAUCUGGAAUACGAGAAGAUCUCGCGCCGCUUCCUCGAGCAUCCGGACCAGUUCGCCGACACGUUUGCGCGCGCCUGGUUCAAGCUGCUGCACCGCGACCUGGGCCCGCGCGUGCGCUACCUAGGCCCCGAGGUGCCGUCCGAGGAGCUCCUCUGGCAGGACCCCGUCCCGGCUGUGGACCACCCCCUGGUCGACGACAGCGACGUAGCCUCCCUCAAGAAGGAGAUUCUAGCGUCCGGCGUCGACGCUCACAAGUUCGUGUCGACGGCCUGGGCUUCGGCCUCGACCUUCCGCGGUGGCGACAAGCGUGGCGGGGCCAACGGCGCCCGCAUCCGCCUGGCUCCGCAGCGAGACUGGGAGGUGAAUCGCCAGCCGCAGGUGGGCGAGGUGCUGAGUGCGCUCGAGGACGUGCAGAAGCGCUUCAACGGCGCCCACACCGGUGGCAAGAAGGUCUCGCUCGCCGACCUGAUCGUGCUGGCGGGAAGCGCCGCCGUCGAGAAGGCCGCAAAGGAUGCCGGGCACGAGGUCACUGUGCCCUUCAAGCCCGGCCGCACCGAUGCUUCGCAGGAGCAGACCGACAUCGGCUCUGUCGACCACCUGCAGCCUGUGGCGGACGGCUUCCGCAACUACGGCAAGUCGACGUCCCGCGUGCGCACCGAGGCCUUCCUGGUUGACAAGGCGCAUCUGUUGACGCUCUCGGCCCCGGAGAUGACGGUUCUGGUCGGUGGCAUGCGCGCGCUGAACGCCAACUACGACGAGUCAUCCCACGGCGUGCUGACGAGCCGCCCGGGCCAGCUGACCAACGACUUCUUCGUCAACCUGCUCGACAUGAGCACGGCGUGGAAGGCGACGGGCCCCGACAGCGAGAUCUACGAGGGCACCGACCGCAAGUCCGGGGAGAAGAAGUGGACGGCCACCCGCGCCGAUCUCGUCUUUGGCUCCCACUCUGAGCUGCGCGCUCUUGCCGAGGUGUACGGCAGCGCCGGCGGAGAGGAAAAGCUCGUCAAGGACUUUGUGGCUGCGUGGGACAAGGUCAUGAGCCUGGAUCGGUUCGAUCUGAAAUAG